AUGACGAAAAAAUAUGAUCCUAAUAAUCCCAAAGAUGCAGAGGAAUUGUUGAAAAUAUAUGAGAGUUUAGAAGAUGACGAUACUUUGGCUAAGGAAAUUGACCAGUGUGAUGAAGUUCAACUAACGUAUUAUCCAAAUGAUGGAAAUGAUUCUGACAGAGACGAUGCCGGAAGUGAUGAGGAACACCAGUAUAAUUACAAAUUUCAAAGUAUUGGCCGAGGUACACUGUCUCAAAGCAUGGAUAUUACAGCUGUUUCUCGAAAAAAUACAGCAAUUGAGAAAACAGUGAUGUCAAAUACAACUGUGGCUAAAACUCACGAAUCAGGUAAGAAAAGAAAAAGGGAGGUUGCAGAAAUUUCACAAACUUCUGAAAACAGAAAAAAAUCGAUGAAAAGAAUCGAUCUCGCUACAUAUGCCGAACUUGAACGGUUUAUUUACGAGAGUAGUGAGAGUGAGGAAGAUCAUAUUAAAGUGGAUAGCGCUGGAAUUGACAGUUAUUCUGAUGACAGCAUUGUUGAUCCCGAUUUUGUUUUUGAUGAAGAAAAUGUGGAGGAGGACGUGGAAAAAAGUCUAAGAUGUAUAUGGAAAAAUACCAAGAGUACUAGAAUGCCUACAAUUAACCGAAGACUACUUUCAAAUGCCCCUAGGGCACAAGAAGAAGUGUCACCUAGUAUGAGUUUUAACGGGAUUUGCCUAAUACUGAUAGGCGUUGCUAGUGGCCACCCUCACGGAGGUAGUUAUGGAGGCAGUAGACAGCAUAGCAGCUACACCAAAACCACUAGAUUCCAAGAGAAAUCUGCAUCUGGUGGUCACUCAGGAGAAGAAUUCGGCGGAGAAGAUCAUCAAGGUCAAGGAAGUCCUUCCAAAUACAUUUUAAAAACUGUCGUUGAAGAUCCUAACUAUGGCAAAGAUCACGUCAAAAAUGGUGCUCAUGGUCAUGGUCAAUCUAAGUCUGGUCUAGAGUCUGAAGUCAAUGAAUUUGAUGGACAUCGUCGUGGACAUGAAGGGUCUGGCUAUUCAACUGUGAAAAAAACUGUCACCUCCUAUAGUCAAGGUGAUGAUAAUUUGGGAGAACACUCAGAAGAAACUGGUUCACAUUCUGGGUAUAGUAAGGUUAAAACAGUGAUUUCCAGCUCUAGUCAUGGUCAUGGUAACGCUUACGGUCGUAGUGAUGGUCAGAGUAACUUGGAAUUGGACUUGAAAAAUAACAAAGGCCACUCAAAUUCUGAAUAUAAAAAAGUAAAAACAGUAGUUUCCACCUCUAGCCACGAUCACGGUAACGCUCAGGGUCGCGAUAAUGAUCACGAUAAUUCAGAAUUAGUCUUGGAACGCACUGGUAACAGUGUCCACUCCAAUUCUGGAUAUAAGAAGGUUAAAACAGUAGUUUCCAGCUACGGUCAUGGUCAUGGUAAUGCUGAUGAUCGUUCCGGAGAAGUGAUAGAAGAAACUGAUUCAAACGAUCACUCAAAUUCUGGAUAUAAGAAAGUUAAAACAGUAAUAUCUACUUCUAGCCACAGUCACGGUAACUCUCAUGGUCGUGAUAAUAAUCAAGAACAUUCAGAAUUAGAUUUGGAACGUAAUGGUAACAAAGGCCACUCAAAUUCUGGAUAUCAGAAGGUUAAAACAGUAGUUUCUAGCAAUACUCAUGGUCAUGGUAGUGCUGUUGAUCAUUCAGAAGAAGAUCUAGAAGAAAUUGGUUCAAAUGGUCACUCAAAUUCUGGUUAUAGGAAAGUUAAAACGGUAGUGUCUACCUCUAGCCAUGGUCACAGUAACUCUCAUGGUCAUGGCAAUAAUCACGAUAGUUCAGAAUUAGAUUUGGAACGUAGUGGUAACAGGGGCCACUCAAAUUCUGGAUAUAAGAAGGUUGAAACUAUAGUAUCCAGCUACGGUCAUGGUCAUCGUAAUGCUGAUGAUCGUUCCGAAGAAGUGAUAGAAGAAACUGGUUCACGUGAUCACUCAAAUUCUGGAUAUAAGAAAGUUAAAACAGUAGUGUCUACUUCUAGCCAUAGUCACAGUAACUCUCAUGGUCGUGAUAAUGAUGAAGAACAUUCAGAAUUAGAUUUGAAACGUAAUGGUGUUAAAGGCCACUCAAAUUCUGGAUAUAAGAAGGUUGAAACAGUAGUUUCCAGCAAUGUUCAUGGUCAUAGUAGUGCUGUUGAUCAUUCAGGAGAAAAACUAAAAGAAAUUGGUUCAAGUGGUCACUCAAAUUCUGGAUAUAGGAAAGUUAAAACAGUAGUGUCUACCUCUAGCCAUGGUCACAGUAACUCUCAUGAUCAUGGUAAUGACCACGAUAGUUCAGAAUUAAAUUUGGAACGCAAUGGUAACAGGGGCCACUCAAAUUCUGGAUAUAAGAAGGUUAAAACUGUAGUUUCCAGCAAUAUUCAUGGUCAUGGUAGCUCUCUUGAUCGUUCAGGAGAAGAACUAGAAGAAACUGGUUCAGGUGGUCACUCUAAUUCUGGAUAUAGGAAAGUUGAAACGGUCGUUACCAGCUAUGGGCAUGGUCAUGGUAAUGGUCACGGUAAUUCAGAAGUUAAUCUAGAACAUGGUCAUCAUAGUGGUCACUUAGAUUCUGGAUUUACGGAGGUUGAAUCAAUAGUUUCCAGUCACGGUCAUGAUUAUGACCAUGUUCACGGCCAUUCUGAAAUAGAUUUAGUACAUGGUCAUCACAGUGAUCACUUACACCCUGGAUUUAGAGAAGUGGAAACAGUAGUAUCCAACUAUGAUCAUGGUCAUGGUAUUGUUCACGGACAUGAUCAUGAUAUUGUUCACGGGCAUGAUCAUGAUAUUGUUCACGGACAUGGUCAUUUUAAUUUAGAUUUGGCAAACACUCAUCACCAUGAUCAUUUAGAUUCUGGGUUUAGAAAAGUUGAAACAGUGAUAUCUAGCUAUGGCCAUGGUCAUAGAAACGGUCAUGAUAAUUCAGAAAUAGAUUUGGAAAGUAUCGAUAGCAACCAUCAUUCAAAUUCUGGUGUAAAAAGAGUUGAAACCAUAGUGUCAACCUAUGGCCAUGGUCAUAGAAACGGUCAUGAUAGUUCAGAAAUAGAUUUGGAAAGUACCGAUAGCAACCAUCAUUCAAAUUCUGGUGUAAAAAGAGUUGAAACCGUAGUGUCCAGCUAUGGUCAUGGCAACGUCCGUGGUCAUAAUAAUGGUCAUGGACGGGGACUGGGUCAUUCUAACUCUAACUUGGAACAUUCCCAAUCAGGAUAUCGAAAAGUAAAAACAACAGUUACUAAUUAUGGUGAAGGUGAAUUAGCUUCGAGUUCAGAAACUCUAGAUAUUGCAAAUGGACUUGAUCGCACAGAUGCAGAUAAUGAGUCAGUAUCUGAAGGUGGCUCCAAAAUUAUUAAAACCACAGUUAUUAAAAAGACUACUAAGCAUAGGAGUGGUCACAAUGCACACGUAGAUGAAGAAAACGGUUCAAACGAGUAUAUAACUGAAGAGUCUAACAAUAAAAACAGUGAUGUUAGUGUAUUAGGUGGAUCAAAAACUAUUAAAACUACAAUUACGAAAACCUUUUCUCAAACAAACAGCAAUUCAGAUGAAAACUCUAACGAAAGAAAAAAUGGAUCUAGUGAAACAGUGGACCAAAAGAUCCAUGACUUGAAUAGUAACUUGAAUUUGUUAAAUAAGGGCAAUGGUUAUAAAAUUACUAAAACGACAAGCACAAAAACAAGUUCCAGUCAAACAGGUGGCUCCUUCGUAAAUAAAGAACAGGCUUCUAAUCUUGGUCUUAAUAAAAGUAGCUUAAAUACAGUUAAAACUCUUCAAAAUAUUCAUCAAGGAAAUGAUAUUGAUAGAUUGACUAAGAAUACUGGUUCUACAAUUACUAAAACGACAAUUACAAAAACUGUAGAUACUAGUGGACAAUCUGCAGAUAAAAACGAAAAUGAAGGUGCUUUAAAAGUAAUAACUACACAACAAAUUAAUAAAAAUGUAGACAAUGGUAAUACAGAUAACCUUUUCCACAAAGACAAAGACUUUAAGUCAAUUAGUGGAUCUAAAAUUAUUAAGACAACCAUCACUAAAACAAGUUCUCAUUCUAGCGGUAGCUCUUUAGAUAAAGAUUCUGAUCUACUUCAUAAAGGUGGACUUGAUAUUGUCAAAAAGGUUUCCAAAGACAAAGACCUAGACACACUAGGCCAAAGUACAGGAUCUAAUGUUGUUAAAACCACAAUAACAAAAACUUCUCACUCACCUGAUUCAUUAAAGGAACCUUUGGAAAUAAAUCAAAAAAUAGAUGUUCACGAAGAAGACGAUAUGAACUCGAAUGAAAAUAGUGGAUCUAAGGUCACAAAAGUCACAAAAACAAGUCAAUCAGGUGGAACAAAAACAAUUACAACUACAAUCACAAAAACUACCGAUGAAAAUUUGGACUUAAGAGGUUAUGGAGGUAUAACCAAGGUUAUCAAAACUGAGAAUUUUGAUGUACCAGCAGUAAGUUCCAACAGUGGAUCGAAAGUCAUUACAACAACAGUUACUAAAACAACUUCUUCCAAUUCUUUUGAUGAAGGUAACAACCUUGUUGAACCAGAUUUUGGAGAUAUUUCAAAAGUAGUUAAAACAGUAACUUUCGAUAAACCACUGGAAAGUAGCGGGUCUACAGUCACCAAAACAGUGGUUACUCAUUCCAGCGGUAGCUCUUUAGAUCAAGAUUCUGAUCUACUUCAUAAAGCUGGACUUGAUAUUGUAAAAACGGUUUCCAAAGAUAAAGACAUAGACACAGUAGGCAAAAGUACAGCAUCUAAUGUUGUUAAAACCACAAUAAAAAAAACUUCUAACUCACCUGAUUCAUUAAAGGAACCUUUGGAAAUAAAUAAAAAAAUAGAUGUUCACGAAGAAGACGAUUUGAAGUCGAAUGAAAAUAGUGAAUCUACGGUCACAAAAGUCACAAAAACAAGUCAAUCAGGUGGAACAGAAACAAUUACAACUACAAUCACAAAAACUACCGAUGAAAAUUUGGACUUGGGAGGUUAUGAAGGUGUAACCAAGGUUAUCAAAACUGAGAAUUUCGAUGUACCAGCAGUAAGUUCCAAUAGUGGAUCGAAAGUCAUUACUACAACAGUUACUAAAACAACUUCUUCCAAUUCUUUUGAUGAAGGUAACAACCUUGUUGAACCAGAUUUUGGAGAUAUUUCAAAAGUAGUUAAAACAGUAACUUUCGAUAAACCACUGGAAAGUAGCGGGUCUACAGUCACCAAAACAGUGGUUACUCAUUCCAGCGAUAGCUCUUUAGAUAAAGAUUCUGAUCUACUUCACAAAGGUGGACUUGAUAUUGUAAAAACGGUUUCCAAAGAUAAAGACCUAGAUACACUAGACAAAAGUACAGGAUCUAAUGUUGUUAAAACCACAACACAAACUUCUCACUCACCUGAUUUAUUAAAGGAACCUUUGGAAAUAAAUAAAAAAAUAGAUGUUCACGAAGAAGAUGAUAUGAACUCGAAUGGAAAUAGUGGAUCUAAGGUCACAAAAGUAACAAAAACAAGUCAAUCAGGUGGAACAGAAACAAUUACAACUACAAUCACAAAAACUACCGAUGAAAAUUUGGACUUGGGAGGUUAUGGAGGUGUAACCAAGGUUAUCAAAACUGAGAAUUUCGAUAUACCAGCAGUAAGUUCCAACAGUGGAUCGAGAGUCAUUACAACAGUCACUAAAACAACUUCUUCUAAUUCUGUUGAUGAAGGUAACAACCUUGUUGGACCAGAUUUUGGAGAUGUUUCAAAAAUAGUUAAAACACUGACUUCCGACAAACCACUGGAAAGUAGCGGGUCUACAGUCACCAAAACAGUGGUUACUCAUUCCAGCGGUAGCUCUUUAGAUCAAGAUUCUGAUCUACUUCAUAAAGGUGGACUUGAUAUUGUAAAAACGGUUUCCAACGAUAAAGACAUAGACAUAGUAGGCAAAAGUACAGCAUCUAAUGUUGUUAAAACCACAAUAACAAAAACUUCUAACUCACCUGAUUCAUUAAAGGAACCUUUGGAAAUAAAUAAAAAAAUAGAUGUUCACGAAGAAGAUGAUUUGAACUCGAAUGAAAAUAGUGGAUCUAAGGUCACAAAAGUCACAAAAAUAAGUCAAUCAGGUGGAACAGAAACAAUUACAACUACAAUCACAAAAACUACCGAUGAAAAUUUGGACUUGGGAGGUUAUGGAGGUGUAACCAAGGUUAUCAAAACUGAGAAUUUCGAUGUACCAGCAGUAAGUUCCAACAGUGGAUCGAAAGUCAUUACAACAACAGUCACUAAAACAACUUCUUCCAAUUCUUUUGAUGAAGGUAACAACCUUGUUGUACCAGAUUUUGGAGAUGUUUCAAAAAUAGUUAAAACACUGACUUCCGACAAACCACUGGAAAGUAGUGGGUCGACAAUCACCAAAACAGUCGUUACUCAUUCCAACGGUAGCUCUUUAGAUCAAGAUUCUGAUCUACUUUAUAAAGCUGGACUUGAUAUUGUAAAAACGGUUUCCAAAGAUAAAGACAUAGACACAGUAGGCAAAAGUACAGCAUCUAAUGUUGUUAAAACCACAAUAACAAAAACUUCUAACUCACCUGAUUCAUUAAAGGAACCUUUGGAAAUAAAUAAAAAAAUAGAUGUUCACGAAGAAGAUGAUUUGAACUCGAAUGAAAAUAGUGGAUCUAAGGUCACAAAAGUCACAAAAAUAAGUCAAUCAGGUGGAACAGAAACAAUUACAACUACAAUCACAAAAACUACCGAUGAAAAUUUGGACUUGGGAGGUUAUGGAGGUGUAACUAAGGUUAUCAAAACAGAGAAUUUCGAUGUACCAGCAGUAAGUUCCAACAGUGGAUCGAAAGUCAUUACAACAACAGUCACUAAAACAACUUCUUCGAAUUCUUUUGAUGAAGGUAACAACCUUGUUGGACCAGAUUUUGGAGAUAUUUCAAAAGUAGUUAAAACAGUAACUUUAGAUAAACCAGUGGACAGUAGCGGAUCUACAGUCACCAAAACAGUGGUUACUCAAUCCAGCGGUAGCUCUUUAGAUCAAGAUUCUGAUCUACUUCAUAAAGCUGGACUUGAUAUUGUAAAAACGGUUUCCAAAGAUAAAGACAUAGACACAGUAGGCAAAAGUACAGCAUCUAAUGUUGUUAAAACCACAAUAACAAAAACUUCUAACUCACCUGAUUCAUUAAAGGAACCUUUGGAAAUAAAUAAAAAAAUAGAUGUUCACGAAGAAGAUGAUUUGAACUCGAAUGAAAAUAGUGGAUCUAAGGUCACAAAAGUCACAAAAAUAAGUCAAUCAGGUGGAACAGAAACAAUUAAAACUACAAUCACAAAAACUACCGAUGAAAAUUUGGACUUGGGAGGUUAUGGAGGUGUAACCAAGGUUAUCAAAACUGAGAAUUUCGAUGUACCAGCAGUAAGUUCCAACAGUGGAUCGAAAGUCAUUACAACAACAGUCACUAAAACAACUUCUUCCAAUUCUUUUGAUGAAGGUAACAACCUUGUUGUACCAGAUUUUGGAGAUGUUUCAAAAAUAGUUAAAACACUGACUUCCGACAAACCACUGGAAAGUAGCGGGUCGACAAUCACCAAAACAGUCGUUACUCAUUCCAACGGUAGCUCUUUAGAUCAAGAUUCUGAUCUACUUUAUAAAGCUGGACUUGAUAUUGUAAAAACGGUUUCCAAAGAUAAAGACAUAGACACAGUAGGCAAAAGUACAGCAUCUAAUGUUGUUAAAACCACAAUAACAAAAACUUCUAACUCACCUGAUUCAUUAAAGGAACCUUUGGAAAUAAAUAAAAAAAUAGAUGUUCACGAAGAAGAUGAUUUGAACUCGAAUGAAAAUAGUGGAUCUAAGGUCACAAAAGUCACAAAAAUAAGUCAAUCAGGUGGAACAGAAACAAUUACAACUACAAUCACAAAAACUACCGAUGAAAAUUUGGACUUGGGAGGUUAUGGAGGUGUAACUAAGGUUAUCAAAACAGAGAAUUUCGAUGUACCAGCAGUAAGUUCCAACAGUGGAUCGAAAGUCAUUACAACAACAGUCACUAAAACAACUUCUUCGAAUUCUUUUGAUGAAGGUAACAACCUUGUUGGACCAGAUUUUGGAGAUAUUUCAAAAGUAGUUAAAACAGUAACUUUAGAUAAACCAGUGGACAGUAGCGGAUCUACAGUCACCAAAACAGUGGUUACUCAAUCCAGCGGUAGCUCUUUAGAUCAAGAUUCUGAUCUACUUCAUAAAGCUGGACUUGAUAUUGUAAAAACGGUUUCCAAAGAUAAAGACAUAGACACAGUAGGCAAAAGUACAGCAUCUAAUGUUGUUAAAACCACAAUAACAAAAACUUCUAACUCACCUGAUUCAUUAAAGGAACCUUUGGAAAUAAAUAAAAAAAUAGAUGUUCACGAAGAAGAUGAUUUGAACUCGAAUGAAAAUAGUGGAUCUAAGGUCACAAAAGUCACAAAAAUAAGUCAAUCAGGUGGAACAGAAACAAUUACAACUACAAUCACAAAAACUACCGAUGAAAAUUUGGACUUGGGAGGUUAUGGAGGUGUAACCAAGGUUAUCAAAACAGAGAAUUUCGAUGUACCAGCAGUAAGUUCCAACAGUGGAUCGAAAGUCAUUACAACAACAGUCACUAAAACAACUUCUUCCAAUUCUUUUGAUGAAGGUAACAACCUUGUUGGACCAGAUUUUGGAGAUAUUUCAAAAGUAGUUAAAACAGUAACUUUAGAUAAACCAGUGGACAGUAGCGGAUCUACAGUCACCAAAACAGUGGUUACUCAUUCCAGCGGUAGCUCUUUAGAUCAAGAUUCUGAUCUACUUCAUAAAACUGGACUUGAUAUUGUAAAAACGGUUUCCAAAGAUAAAGACAUAGACACAGUAGGCAAAAGUACAGCAUCUAAUGUUGUUAAAACCACAAUAACAAAAACUUCUAACUCACCUGAUUCAUUAAAGGAACCUUUGGAAAUAAAUAAAAAAAUAGAUGUUCACGAAGAAGAUGAUUUGAACUCGAAUGAAAAUAGUGGAUCUAAGGUCACAAAAGUCACAAAAAUAAGUCAAUCAGGCGGAACAGAAACAAUUACAACUACAAUCACAAAAACUACCGAUGAAAAUUUGGACUUGGGAGGUUAUGGAGGUGUAACCAAGGUUAUCAAAACAGAGAAUUUCGAUGUACCAGCAGUAAGUUCCAACAGUGGAUCGAAAGUCAUUACAACAACAGUCACUAAAACAACUUCUUCGAAUUCUUUUGAUGAAGGUAACAACCUUGUUGGACCAGAUUUUGGAGAUAUUUCAAAAGUAGUUAAAACAGUAACUUUAGAUAAACCAGUGGACAGUAGCGGAUCUGCAGUCACCAAAACAGUGGUUACUCAUUCCAGCGGUAGCUCUUUAGAUCAAGAUUCUGAUCUACUUCAUAAAGCUGGACUUGAUAUUGUAAAAACGGUUUCCAAAGAUAAAGACAUAGACACAGUAGGCAAAAGUACAGCAUCUAAUGUUGUUAAAACCACAAUAACAAAAACUUCUAACUCACCUGAUUCAUUAAAGGAACCUUUGGAAAUAAAUAAAAAAAUAGAUAUUCACGAAGAAGAUGAUUUGAACUCGAAUGAAAAUAGUGGAUCUAAGGUCACAAAAGUCACAAAAAUAAGUCAAUCAGGCGGAACAGAAACAAUUACAACUACAAUCACAAAAACUACCGAUGAAAAUUUGGACUUGGGAGGUUAUGGAGGUGUAACCAAGGUUAUCAAAACUGAGAAUUUCGAUGUACCAGCAGUAAGUUCCAACAGUGGAUCGAAAGUCAUUACAACAACAGUCACUAAAACAACUUCUUCCAAUUCUUUUGAUGAAGGUAACAACCUUGUUGGACCAGAUUUUGGAGAUAUUUCAAAAGUAGUUAAAACAGUAACUUUAGAUAAACCAGUGGACAGUAGCGGAUCUACAGUCACCAAAACAGUGAUUACUCAUUCCAGUGCUAGCUCUUUAGAUCAAGAUUCUGAUCUACUUCAUAAAGCUGGACUUGAUAUUGUAAAAACGGUUUCCAAAGAUAAAGACGUAGACACAGUAGGCAAAAGUACAGCAUCUAAUGUUGUUAAAACCACAAUAACCAAAACUUCCCACUCAACUGAUCAAUUAAAGGAACCAUUGGAAUUAAAUAAAAUAAUAGUUGAUCACGAAGAAGACAACUUGAACUCGACUGAAAAUAGUGGAUCUAAGGUGACAAAAGUCACUAAAACAAGUCAAUCAGGUGGGACAGAAACAAUUACAACUAUAAUCACAAAAACUACCGAUGAAAAUUUGGGCUUGGGAGGUUAUGGAGGUGUAACCAAGGUUGUCAAAACUGAGAAUUUAGAUGUACCAGUAGUAAGUUCCAACAGUGGAUCGAGGGUCAUUACAACAACAGUCACUAAAACAACUUCUUCUAAUUCUCUUAAUGAAGGUAACAACCUUGUUGGACCAGAUUUAGAUGUUUCAAAAAUAGUUAAAACAGUGACUUCCGACAAACCAGAGGAAAGUAGCGGGUCUGCAGUAAUUAAAACAGUGGUUACCAAAACGAGCUCUUCUCAUUCCUACGGCGAAGACAAAAAUCUUGUAGAACCAGAUGUUGAAGGUAUUUCCAAAGUAGUUAAAACGCAACAUUUUGACAAGCCAGUAGAAAUUAUCAAAGUCACUAGUUCUGGACAACCUGUCACUAAAGAUCAAGUUAUUGAUAUAAAAAAUAAAAACAGUGGCGCUUCAGUUACUAAAACUACAAUCACUAAAUCUUCAGACCAAAUUGGUGAUAUUGAACAAUCUGUUUUAAAUGGUCAAAAAAAUAAUUUAAUGGGUAACGGCGGCAGUUUCACAAAAACUAUAAUCACCAAGACUAGUUCUUCCAACUCUAAUGGUCCGUCAUUGCUUACCGAUAAAGAUUUUGGUUUGGGCAGCAAACUUAUUAAAGGAAAAGAUGAUGUUGAUAUAUUAAGUACCCUAGGUGGCUCAAAGGUUAUUAAAACAACCAUAAUUAAAACAAGCAACUCUGAUUCAGGUCAUGGUGGCGAUCUUGAACAAUCCAUUCUCAGCGGUCAUGGAGAUAAUAUACUUGGUCACGGUGGUAGCUCCACAAAAACUGUUAUCACUAAAACUAGCUCUUCUAGUUCUAAUGAUAACUCAUUGCUGAGUCAUGAAGGCUUUGGUUUGGGCAGCAAACAUAUUAAAGGAAAAGAUGAUGUUGAUGUAUUAAGUACACUAGGUGGGUCAAAGGUUAUCAAAACAACUAUAAUUAAAACAAGUAACUCUGGUUUAGGCCAUGUUGGUGAUCUUGAACAAUCUGUCCUUAGCGGUCAUGAAGAUAAUAUACUUGCUCACGGUGGUAGCUCCACAAAAACCGUUAUCACUAAAACUAGCUCUUCUAGUUCUAAUGGUAACUUAUUGCUCACGGACAAAGAUUUUGGUUCGGGCAGCAAACUUAUUAAAGGAAAAGAUGAUGUUGAUAUAUUAAGUACACUAGGUGGCUCAAAGGUUAUUAAAACAACCAUAAUUAAAACAAGCAACUCUGAUUCAAGUCAUGGUGGAGAUACCGAACAAUCUGUCCUCAGCGGUCAUGAAGAUAAUGUACUUGGUUACGGUGGUAGCUCCACAAAAACUGUGAUCACCAAAACUAGUUCUUCUAGCUCUAAUGGUCAAUCAUUGCUGACUAAUGAAGGUUUUGGUUUGGGCAGCAAACUUAUUAAAGGAAAAGAUGAUGUGGAUGUAUUAAGUACACUAGGUGGCUCAAAGGUUAUUAAAACAACCAUAAUUAAAACAAGCAACUCUGAUUCAAGUCAUGGUGGAGAUACUGAACAAUCUGUCCUCAGCGGUCAUGAAGAUAAUGUACUUGGUUACGGUGGUAGCUCCACAAAAACUGUGAUCACCAAAACUAGUUCUUCUAGCUCUAAUGGUCAAUCAUUGCUGACUAAUGAAGGUUUUGGUUUGGGCAGCAAACUUAUUAAAGGAAAAGAUGAUGUGGAUGUAUUAAGUACACUAGGUGGAUCAAAGGUUAUUAAAACAACCAUAAUUAAAACAAGCAACUCUGGUUCAAAUCAUGGUGACGAUUUUGAACAAUCCGUCCUUAGCGGUCAUGGAGAUAAGAUACUUGGUUACGGUGGCAGUUCCAAAAAAACUGUCAUCACCAAGACUAGCUCCUCUAGCUCUAAUGGUCAAUCAUUGCUCACGGAUAAAGAUUUUGGUUUAGGCAGACAACUUAUUAAAGGAAAAGAUGAUGUUGAUGUAUUAAGUACACUAGGUGGCUCAAAGGUUAUUAAAACAACCAUAAUUAAAACAAGCAACUCUGGUUCAGGUCAUGUUGGCGAUCUUGAACAAUCUGUUCUCAGUGGUCAUGGAGAUAAUGUACUUGGUUACGGUGGCAGUUCCACUAAGACUGUAAUUACCAAGACUAGCUCAUCUACCUCUAAUGGUCAAUCAUUGCUCACGGAUAAAGAAUUUGGUUUCGGCAGACAACUUAGUAAAGGAAAAGAUGAUGUUGAUGUAUUAAGUACACUCGGCGGCUCAAAUGUUAUUAAAACAACCAUAACUAAAACAAGCAACUCUGGUUCAGGUCAUGUUGGCGAUCUUAAACAAUCUGUCCUCAGCGGUCAUGGAGAUAAUGUACUUGGUUACGGUGGUAGCUCCUCAAAAACUGUAAUCACCAAAACUAGUUCAUCUAGUGCCGAUGUUCCGAGCAAAUUAGUUCAUGGGGCAGAUCGUGUUGAUAUAUUGGGAUUAGGUAGCGCUUCAGAAGUUAUCAAGACAAACAAAAUUAAGACCAGUAGUUCUAGUUCAGGUCAAGAAGCUAAAGAGAAUAUAGUUGACACUGGCAUUGGAGAUGGGUCAAAAGUAAUUCACAGAACUAUUACCACUCAUCUUGGAGGAAAAAAUAAUGGUGAUAUUCAGCAAUUAGUCUUAAGUGGUCAUGAAAAUGAUGGAUAUGGUUAUGGUAGCAGUUCUACAAAAACUACAAUUAUCAAAACUAGUUCUUCCAGCUCCGAUGUUCCGGGCACAUUGAUUCAUGGAACAGAUAAUUUGGAUGCAUUUGGUCCAGAUAAAGGUUUAAGAGUUAUAAAAACAACUGUAACUAAAACAACCAAUACCGGUUUAGACCAUGUUGGGGAUCUUAGACAAUCUGUAUUAAAUAAUCAUGAAAUUAAUGGUAUUGGUUCUGAUAGUGACUCCAAAGUAAUUCAAAGAACUGUAACAAAACACCUUGGAGGUCAUGGUGGAAAAACUGUUGGUAAUGUUGAGCAAAUAGUCAUGAAUGGUAAAGAAAAUAAUGGACUUGGUUAUGGAAGCAGCUCCACAAGGACCCAAACAAUAACUAAAUCAAUUACCUCCAGUUCAGGCCAGGUUGGUGAUCUUGAACAGUCUAUAUUAAAUAGUCAUGGAAACAAUGGAAUUGGUUAUGGAAGCGGUUCCAAGGUAAUUCAAACCACUGUAACUAAACACCUUGGAGGUCACGGUGGACAAAAUAUUGGUGAACUAGAACAAUCAGUUCUAAGAGGUCAAGAAAAUAAUGGACUUGGUUAUGGAAGCAGUUCCACAAAGACCGAAACAAUAACUAAAUCAAUUACCUCCAGUUCAGGCCAGAUUGGUGAUCUUGAACAAUCUAUCUUAAAUGGUCAUGGAAAUAAUAGAAUUGGCCAUGGAAGCGGUUCUAAGGUAAUUCAAACCACUGUAACUAAACACCUUGGAGGUCACGGUGGACAAAAGGUUGGUGAACUAGAACAAUCAGUUCUAAGAGGUCAUGAAAAUAAUGGACAUGGUUAUGGAAGCAGUUCGACAAAGACUCAAACAAUAACUAAAACAAGCAGCACCAGUUCUAACCAGGAUGGUGAUAUUGAACGUUCAAUAUUAAAUGGUCAUGGAAAUAAUGGAAUUGGCCAUGGAAGCGGUUCCAAGGUAAUUCAAACCACUGUAACUAAACACCUUGGAGGUCACGGUGGACAAAAGUUUGGUGAACUAGAACAAUCAGUCCUAAGAGGUCAUGAGAAUAAUGGACUUGGUCAUGGAAGCAGUUCGACAAAGACUCAAACAAUAACUAAAACAAGCAGCACCAGUUCAAGCCAGGUUGGUAAUCUUGAACAUUCAAUCUUAAAUGGUCAUGGAAAUAAUGGAAUUGGCUAUGGAAGCGGUUCCAAAGUAAUUCAAACCACUGUAACUAAACACCUUGGAGGUCACGGUGGACAAAAUGUAGGUAAACUAGAACAAUCAGUCCUAAGAGGUCAUGAGAAUAAUGGACUUGGUCAUGAAAGCAGUUCGACAAACACUCAAACAAUAACUAAGACAAGCAGCACCAGCUCUAACCAGGUUAGUGAUAUUGAACAUUCAAUCUUAAAUGGUCAUGGAAAUAAUGGAAUUGGCCAUGGAAGCGGUUCCAAGGUAAUUCAAACUACUGUAACUAAACACCUUGGAGGUCAAGGUGGACAAAAGGUUGGUGAACUAGAACAAUCAGUUCUAAGAGGUCAUGAAAAUAAUGGACUUGGUUAUGGAAGCAGUUCCACAAAGACUCAAACAAUAACUAAAUUAAUUACCUCCAGUUCAGGCCAGGUUGGUGAUGUUGAACAAUCUAUUCUAAAUGGUCACGAAAAUAAUGGAAUUGGCCAUGAAAGCAGUUCCAAGGUAAUUCAAGCCACUAUAACUAAACACCUUGGAGGUCACGAUGGACAAAAGGUUGGUGAACUAGAACAAUCAGUUCUAAGAGGUCAUGAAAAUAAUAGACAUGGUUAUGGAAGCAGUUCGACAAAGACUCAAACAAUAACUAAAACAAGCAGCACCAGUUCUAACCAGGUUGGUGAUAUUGAACAUUCAAUCUUAAAUGGUCAUGGAAAUAAUGGAAUUGGCCAUGGAAGCGGUUCCAAGGUAAUUCAAACCACUGUAACUAAACACCUUGGAGAUCACGGUGGAAAAAAGGUUGGUGAACUAGAACAAUUAAUUCUAAGAGGUCAUGAAAAUAAUGGACUUGGUUAUGGAAGCAGUUCGACAAAGACUCAAACAAUAACUAAAACAAGCAGCACCACUUCGAACCAGGUUGGUGAUAUUGAACAUUCAAUCUUAAAUGGUCAUGGAAAUAAUGGAAUUGGCCAUGGAAGCGAUUCCAAGGUCAUUCAAACCACUGUAACUAAACACCUUGGAGGUCACGGUGGACAAAAGGUUGGUGAACUAGAACAAUCAGUUCUAAGAGGUCAUGAAAAUAAUGGACUUGGUUAUGGAAGCCAGGUUGGUGAUCUUGAACAAUCUAUCUUAAAUGGUCAUGGAAAUAAUGGAAUUGGCCAUGGAAGCGGUUCCAAGGUAAUUCAAACUACUGUAACUAAACAUCUUGGAGGUCACGGUGGACAAAAGGUUGGUGAACUAGAACAAUCAGUUCUAACAGGUCAUGAAAAUAAUGGACUUGGUUAUGGAAGUACUUCCACAAAGACUCAGACAAUAACUAAAUCAAUUACCUCCAGUUCAGGCCAGGUUGGUGAUCUUGAACAAACUAUCUUAAAUGGUCAUGGAAAUAAUGGAAUUGGCCACGGAAGCGCUUCCAAGUUAAUUCAAACCACUGUAACUAAACACCAUGGAGGUCACGGUGGACAAAAGGUUGGUGAACUAGAACAAUUAGUUCUAAGAGGACAUGAAAAUAAUGGACUUGGUUAUGGUAGCAGUUCGACAAAGACUCAAACAAUAACUAAAACAAGCAGCACCAGUUCCAACCAGGUUAGUGAUAUUGAACAUUCAAUAUUAAAUGGUCAUGGAAAUAAUGGAAUUGGCCAUGGAAGCGGUUCCAAGGUAAUUCAAACCACUGUAACUAAACACCUUGGAGGUCACGGUGGACAAAAUGUUGGUGAACUAGAACAAUCAGUUCUAAGAGGUCAUGAAAAUAAUGGACUUGGUUAUGGAAGCAGUUCCACAAAGACUCAGACAAUAACUAAAUCAAUUACCUCCAGUUCAGGCCAGGUUGGUGAUCUUGAACAAACUAUCUUAAAUGGUCAUGUAAAUAAUGGAAUUGGCCAUGGAAGCGCUUCCAAGUUAAUUCAAACCACUGUAACUAAACACCUUGGAGGUCACGGUGGACAAAAGGUUGGUGAACUAGAACAAUCAGUUCUAAGAGGUCAUGAAAAUAAUGGACAUGGUUAUGGAAGCAGUUCGACAAAGACUCAAACAAUAACUAAAACAAGCAGCACCAGUUCUAACCAGGUUGGUGAUAUUGAACAUUCAAUAUUAAAUGGUCAUGGAAAUAAUGGAAUUGGCCAUGGAAGCGGUUCCAAGGUAAUUCAAAACACUGUAACUAAACACGUUGGAGGUCACGGUGGACAAAAGGUUGGUGAACUAGAACAAUCAGUCCUAAGAGGUCAUGAGAAUAAUGGACUUGGUUAUGGGAGCAGUUCUACAAAGACCGAAACAAUAACUAAAUCAAUUACCUCCAGUUCAGGCCAGAUUGGUGAUCUUGAACAAUCUAUCUUAAAUGGCCAUGGAAAUAAUGGAAUUGGCCAUGGAAGCGGUUCUAAGGUAAUUCAAACCACUGUAACUAAACACCUUGGAGGUCACGGUGGACAAAAGGUUGGUGAACUAGAACAAUCAGUUCUAAGGGGUCAUGAAAAUAAGGGACAUGGUUAUGGAAGCAGUUCGACAAAGACUCAAACAAUAACUAAAACAAGCAGCACCAGUUCUAACCAGGUUGGUGAUAUUGAACAUUCAAUAUUAAAUGGUCAUGUAAAUAAUGGAAUUGGCCAUGGAAGCGGUUCCAAGGUAAUUCAAACCACUGUAACUAAACACCUUGGAGGUCACGGUGGACAAAAGGUUGGUGAACUAGAACAAUCAGUCCUAAGAGGUCAUGAGAAUAAUGGACUUGGUCAUGGAAGCAGUUCGACAAACACUCAAACAAUAACUAAAACAAGCAGCACCAGUUCAAGCCAGGUUGGUGAUCUUGAUCAGUCUAUAAUAAAUGGUCACGGAAAUAAUGGAAUUGGCCAUGGAAGCGGUUCCAAGGUAAUUCAAGCCACUAUAACUAAACACCUUGGAGGUCACGGUGGACAAAAUGUUGGUGAACUAGAACAAUCAGUCCUAAGAGGUCAUGAGAAUAAUGGACUUGGUUAUGGAAGCAAUUCCACAAAGACUCAAACAAUAAGUAAAACAAGCAGCACCAGUUCAAACCAGGUUGGUGAUCUUGAACAUUCAUUCUUAAAUGGUCAUGGAAAUAAUGGAAUUGGCUAUGGAAGCAAUUCCAAAUUAAUUCAAACCACUGUAACUAAACACCUGGGAGGUCACGGUGGACAAAAUGUUGGUGAAGUAGAACAAUCAGUUCUAAGAGCUCAUGAGAAUAAUGGACUUGGUUAUGGAAGCAGUUCGACAAAGACUCAAACAAUAACUAAAACAAGCAGCACCGGUUCAAGCCAGGUUGGUGAGCAUGAACAGUCUGUAUUAAAUGGUCAUGGGAAUAAUGGAAUUGGUUAUGGAACCGGCUCCAAAAUAAUUCAAAAAGCUGUAACAAGACGUAUUGGAGAACAAAAUGUGGAAAAUCGGGAUCAAUCUUUUGUAAAAGGUCAUGAAAAUAAUGGCAUUGGUUAUGGAAGUCAUUCCACAGUUACAAAAUCCUUUUCCAGCCACAGUUCUGGUCAACAAGAAGGCCAAAGUAUUAUUAAAGGUGUAGAGAAUCGUGGACAAUCAUUCGCAAAAGGUCAUGGCAAUAAUGGUAUUGGGCAUGGACGCGGACGAGGUGGUGGACGGGGUCAUUGAGAAGAGGGUAUUGAAAGAAGUACAGGAUAGAAUACUUAAUUUUAUUAAAGAUCUCAAACAGAUUAAAUGCAUAAAAUGCAAUAAUGGUGAAGAACAAAAGUAUUUGUUAGAAUAAAUAAUAUUAA
Messenger RNA from Diabrotica balteata, 17798 nucleotides. Lineage: Eukaryota; Metazoa; Arthropoda; Insecta; Coleoptera; Chrysomelidae. The record is from the annotation of a GenBank genome assembly.